AUGAGAGAUUAGGCCCAAUGGUUCAAAAGGAAAUGGAGAUGCAAGAAAUUCAGGCUGGAAAUCAGGGUUUGGAGAGUUACGAUGAUAUUCCAGAAGAAGAUGACAUGAUUGUAAUUGAAUAAAUGUUGUUUACGGUGAAGGCGGAAUGAGAGAGUCCCGUGGAGAUUACAUUUACUCUCCUUAUUCUGAAGUAAAAGAAAAUCAAUCACUGAUUGACAGAGACGGAGACGGAAUUGAUAACAUUUUUGAAAGUUCUGAAUGUGGGAAACAUUUAGAAAAUAAUUCUUAUCUCUCCACGCACAAGAGAAUUCACAUAAAUGAAGAGCCGUUUGUAUGUAUAGAAUGUGGGAGAUCAUUUACUCAUAAAUCUGGUCUUUUGAUGCAUCAAAGAAUUCACACAGGGGAAAAGCCGUUUCCAUGCUUGGAAUGUGGGAAAUCUUUUACUAGGAAAUCACACCUUGUUGGACAUCAGAGAAUUCACACGGGAGAGAAACCAUUUCCUUGUUCAGAAUGUGGGAAAUGUUUUGUGAAAAAAUCUAAUCUCGUGGAACAUCUGAAAACUCAUACAGGGGAGAAACCAUUUUCAUGUUCAGAAUGUGGUAGAUGUUUUACUCAGAAAGCAGAUCUUAUUAAGCAUCAAAGAACUCAUACAGGAGAGAAGCCCUUCUCUUGUCCUGAAUGUGGAAAAUGUUUUACUCAGAAAUCAAGUCUUGUAAAACAUCAGAGAAAUCACAAAAGAGAUAAGCCAUUUUCGUGCUUUGAAUGUGGUAAGUGGUUCAAGAGAGAACCACAUCUUGAGAGGCAUCAACGAAUUCACACAGAAAAGAAACCAUUUUCAUGUUCAGAAUGUGGGAAAGGUUUUAGUUUGAAAUCAUGCCUUUUUAAACAUCAGCGAAGUCACACCGGGGAGAAGCCAUUUUCAUGUUCUCUAUGUUUGAAGCGCUUUGUUCGGAAAUCAAAUCUUGUGCAACAUCUGACAACUCACACAGGGGAGAAGCCAUUUUCAUGUACAGUGUGCGAGAAAUGUUUUAAGCAUAAAUCGAGUCUUAUCGAACAUCUAAGAAGUCACACAGAGGAAAAGCCGUAUUCUUAGUUGGAAUGUAAGAAAUGUUGUAGUCAGAAAUUAGUUCUUGAUAGAAAUCAGAGAGAAGCCGUGUCCUGAAUGGGAAAAAAAGUGAGUUAGUCAAAAAACAAGUCUUGUUUAUCAAUGAAAAGAUCACACAAGGGGGGCAGUAUGCAUGUGCACAGUGUGUGGGAAAUGUUUAUCCAAAAGUCAGGUCUUGUGGAUGUCUUUGACCUCACUCAGGAUUAAAGCAAUUAGGACUGUAGGACUUACAGGUCUAGCUGAAAUGUAGGAAACAAUUACUGGUCAAUCAGAUUUAACCCAGUUUUGGACUAAAAGGGCUCUCUUAAAAUGAGGAGCACUCCAACAUCAAGUAAAAAUGCUGGAGAAGCAUAUACUUAUCUCUCCGCCCCAGUUCUGAAACCAAAAAUCUAUUCGCUUUGGGGUUAUUAGUCCUGUACUAAAAGUCCCAGAAUGCAUUGUUUUCCCUUAGCUCUUCAUCACUGUUCUUUGUGGAUAUGGAAUCCUCUCCCCUAUCACGUCGUCCUACUAAAUCCUGUGUGUGAGCAGUUGCUCAGUACUACAAUUCCUAGAAUGCAUUGAUUCCUCUUGCUUUAUUACCUGC
Molecule: messenger RNA, 1688 nt
Organism: Hyla sarda
Lineage: Eukaryota; Metazoa; Chordata; Amphibia; Anura; Hylidae
Product: oocyte zinc finger protein XlCOF19-like
Exons: 2
Coding region: 146-1093 (315 amino acids)
Cellular component (GO): nucleus
Source: RefSeq, a predicted model, not a curated record